Molecule: messenger RNA, 4787 nt
Organism: Heteronotia binoei (common prickly gecko)
Lineage: Eukaryota; Metazoa; Chordata; Lepidosauria; Squamata; Gekkonidae
Gene: ATN1
Product: atrophin 1
Exons: 10
Coding region: 270-3851 (1193 amino acids)
Cellular component (GO): nucleus
Molecular function (GO): transcription corepressor activity
Source: RefSeq, a predicted model, not a curated record
AGGAGGAGGAGGAGGGAAGCGAGGGGGCCGCUGCUGCCGCCGCUCCAGCUGGCUGCCCGGAGUCUCUCCUGCUGCGCCCCUGCGCCUCCAUUCCCCCCUUCAUUCGACCUCCCCUCUGGAGCCCGAAUUCUCCAGGGAUCCAUAAAAUAGCCGGACGAAGUCCUUCCCGCCUCCUGCUGUCCCUUCCCCGAAGAACAGUGUUUGUGUGAUUCCUCAAGGCGUUCAAAAUUCAGGUCUUCCACAGAACAAGAGGGAAGGCAUACAAGUUAAUGUUUUCAUCCACCCGGACAAAGGAGAAUGGGGAUCCUACACCCAAAAGAAUGAAGACUCGACAGAAUAAAGACUCUAUGUCAAUGCGGAGUGGUCGGAAGAAGGAGACUCCGGGGCCCCGAGAGGAGCUCAGGACAAGGGGCCGGGCCUCUCCGGGUGGCGUCAGCACCUCCAGCAGUGAUGGCAAAGCAGAGAAAUCCCGACAAACCACCAAGAAGGGCCGCGUGGAGGAAUCCAUGGCCCCCAAAGGAAACAAGCAGGGCCGGCCGGAGGAAAUUUCAGAGAGCGAAGGAGAAGAUGCCAAUGCCCCAAAGAAAACUAAAACAGAGGAGCUGCCGCGGCCUCAGUCUCCAUCCGACGUCGACAGCCUAGAUGGCCACAGCUUCAAUGACGAGACAAGCAGCGACCCUCGCGACAUCGACCAGGAUAACCGGAGCACUUCCCCCAGCGUCUACAGCCCCGGCAGCGUGGAAAACGAUUCGGAUUCCUCCUCUGUGCUGUCCCAGGGACCAUCCCGCUCUUACCAUCACCCCCCCCUCUUUCCCCAGAGCCCCUCGCCAGCCCCCCUGACGGAGGGCCUAGCUCGUCCACCGGAACCAAACUUCAGCUUAACAGGGGAAGUUCAUCCUCAGGGCUCCUCGGGCGGCUAUCCGUCCCAACUCGAAGCUCAGGCCUCGAGGAUUUUCCAGGCCCAGGCGGCGCCCGCUGCUGUUACCUCCACCAACUCUUCCUCUUCUCCUUCUUCCUCCUCCUCCUCCUCCUCCUCCAGCACCCAUGUUCCUCUUUAUCCAAGUGCUAAUGUGGUCCAGAUGGGGCCCAAAGCCCAAAGCGCAGGAGCGGGCAUUCUGGCCCCAGGCGGGCGGGAGCCAUCCCUCAGUUCCAAGCACAACCCACCCCCGACGACACCUAUUUCCCUCGCCUCCGUGGCAGGAGGUGGCCCCCCUCAGAAGACACCCCCAAAUAACCCCGCCUCUGCGCCUCCUUCUUCUGCUGCCGCUUUUCCUCACGUCUUAGCUAACUUGCCGCCCCCGCCCGCCCUGCGCCCUCUGAACAACAUGGCCGCCACCUCCAGCUCCCCGGGGAUGGUGGGGCAAGCGUUGAGCGGCCACCUUCCAUCGCCCCAUGGCAUGGGACAGGAUAAGUCUCCUGCCCCUUCGCGCUACCCCUAUGCUCCCCCUCCACCGCCCCCGCCUAACUCUUCCUCCCAGUAUCCCCUCCCUCCGCCGUCCCAGGCCCUGCCGAGCUACAGCUCCUCGUAUGGCCAUUCGUUCCCCCCGCCCAGCAGCCUCUCUGUUUCCAGCCAACCACCCAAAUACACCCAGCCCUCCAUGCCCUCGCAGCCUGUGUGGAGUCAAGGCCCGCCACCGUACAGCCGCCCUCUGGGGAACACUGUCUCCCACCCCCCGUCCUCCUUCCCUGGCCAGGCUGCACAUCACCAGCAACAGCAGCCGCACCAUCACAACCACAGCAGUGGCGCGGGGCUGUCUCCCGCAGCAGCCACCCCCUCACAGGCAUCUGUGGGAUACCCCCAUCCACUGGAGCCUGGCCCGCAUCACCCCUCCCAUGCCGCCUACGGGCUGCGUCUCUACCCACCCCACAACCACGCCACAUACAGCCAGGCCCCCUCUGCAUCUUCUUCCUCCUCCUCUUCCUCUUCUUCCUCUUCCUCCUCUUCCUCCUCCUCCUCCUCUUCCUCCCAGGGGACGUACCCCGGAGUCUGCAGCCACCCCCAAGGGCAGAACGCCGCCACCUAUGCCUUCCCUUCACCUCCUCCCCCUUCACCCGCACACGGGGCUGGGCCCCCAGUCACCUCUGCAUCGGUCACCCUCUCCACCGUCAUAACCACCAUGGCCUCCUCCUCGGCAGCCCCCUACAAGGCAGUGUCGCCUCCGGUUGGGCCCCCUCCCGUGGCCCCCUACGGGAAGCGAACAGCUUCGCCGUCUCCCACCUUCCAGCCCCCUGCACCCUACAAGCCAGGCUCUCCUCCCGCAUCCUCCGCUUCUUCGUUCCGUGCGGCUACUCCGCCAGGAUACAGGCUAGCUUCUUCCCCCGCAGCCGGCGGCUACAAGGCCGCCUCACCAGCCCCUAUUGCCCCUCCGGCCCCGGCCAGCUUGCCCGCCCCACCCCCGCCUUUGCCCCCCUUGCCUCUCAGUGCUGCACAGAUCAAGCAGGAGCCUUCAGAGGACUAUGAGCCCCCAGAGAGCCCGAUGCCCCCCAUCCGGAGUCCUUCGCCAGCGCCCAAAGUGGUGGACGUACCAAGUCAUGCCAGCCAGUCAGCCAGGUUCAACAAACACCUGGAUCGCGGCUUCAACUCCUGCUCACGGACAGAUCUCUACUUUGUGCCCUUGGAUGGCUCGAAGCUGGCCAAGAAGCGGGCAGACUUGGUGGAGAAGGUGCGCCGGGAGGCCGAGCAGAAGGCCCGGGAAGAGAAGGAGCGAGAGAGAGAGCGGGAACGGGAGAAGGAGCGGGAGAGGGAGAAGGAAAGAGAGCUGGAAAGGAGCGUGAAAGUGGCCCAAGAGGGCCGGCCAGUGGAAUGCCCGUCUCUUGGUCCCAUCGCUCACCGCCCAUCGUUCGAACAGGGCAGCGCCGUAGCGACCGUCCCGCCCUACCUGGGCCCCGACACCCCGGCCCUCCGCACCCUCAGCGAGUACGCGCGGCCCCACGUCAUGUCUCCGAGCAACCGCAACCACCCCUUCUACGUGCCGCUGGGGGCGGUUGACCCGGGACUGCUGGGCUACAACGUACCAGCCAUCUACAGCAGCGACCCGGCCACGCGGGAGAGAGAGCUGCGAGAGCGGGAGGCCCGCGAGCGAGACCUCAGGGACCGCGACCUGCGCGAGCGCCUUAAGCCCGGCUUCGAAGUCAAGCCGGCCGAGUUGGAGCAGCUCCACGCCGUGCCCAGCGCCGCCAUGGAUCCCUUCCCGCGACACGGGGGGCUGGCUCUGCAGGCGGGCCCCGGCCUUCACCCCGCUUUCCCCUUCCACCCAGGGCUGGGCCACCUGGAGCGGGAGCGACUGGCGCUGGCGGCCGGGCCGGCCCUGCGCCCCGACAUGUCUUACGCCGAGCGGUUGGCCGCCGAGAGGCAGCACGCCGAGAGAGUGGCCGCCCUGAGCAACGACCCCCUGGCUCGGCUGCAGAUGCUCAAUGUGACCCCCCACCAUCACCAGCACUCCCACAUCCACUCCCACCUUCACCUUCACCAGCAGGACGCCAUCCACGCAGCUUCCGCCUCUGUCCACCCUCUUAUUGAUCCACUGGCCUCUGGGUCACAUCUCACCCGGAUCCCCUACCCUGCUGGUACCAUCCCGAACCCGCUCCUCCCACACCCACUCCAUGAAAAUGAAGUCCUGCGCCACCAGCUUUUCGCUGCCCCCUACAGAGACCUGCCCGGCUCUCUCUCUGCUCCAAUGUCUGCAGCGCAUCAGCUCCAAGCCAUGCACGCACAGUCAGCAGAGCUGCAGCGCCUGGCCCUGGAACAGCAGCAGUGGCUGCACGCCCAUCACCCUCUGCAUGGAGUGCCACUCCCCACGCAGGAGGAUUACUACAGCCACCUGAAAAAAGAAAGCGACAAGCCCCUUUAAGUGGACCCCUUUUUCCCCUGCUGUGACUUCAUUGUGCUGCCUCCUUCUUCAAAAGGAAGAGAAAGAAAGAAAGGAGGAGGAGGAAAAUUGACCAACGUUAACCCUGGGCCAGGGGGAAAGCCGCACAAGACCUCACAUUUUCUGCUCUUGUUUGAGGACGGAAGACAAGACAGAAGAAGCGUGAAGAAAUGCCCCGAACUGUCACUCUGGGAGGGGGGGGAGGGUGGUGAGAGGGGAGGGACAUCAGGGUGUUAAACACCCCCAAAGGAUUUUGGGACAAACGGUUCAACUUUCACUUCUAUCCCAUCGGCAAAAGCGUAAUCCAUCCGGCAGGCCUCCUCUGCCCUUUCCCCCCCUCCCCUUCCUUGGGCGGAUGCUGCCAGUCAAAGCAUGAUGGGACUGGAAAUAAUGCCCCCCUCCCUUUCCGCCUUGACACACACACUAUAGCCCGGAAGAACCAAUGCAUCGUGGGACUUCUCAAGAUGGCAUUGGCGCGCUCUUGCUUAACCCUUGAAGGACUGGGCCCUGUCGAGAGGCGCAUAGCGCCCCAGGACUGUUUCGAGCGGGGCGAGCUGCCUUUGUAGCCAUGCUGUGAGUGGACAUUGUGGGGGGGCGGAGAGCCGCAAGGCGGUCACCGGGAUAGCAACUCUUCUUUCCUUUGCCGUUGUGGUGGGGAGGGGAAUAACAUGGCCGAGCGACACAAAAGCAUGGCGGGACUGUUUCCAAGAUGGCGGCUGCCCCUUCUUCCCCACCCCCUUCACCCAUUCCAGUCGAUGUAUUUUAACUCAUGCACAUCCCGUUAGAUGUGGCGGUUUUGCGUAGCAAUUUGUGAUUCCUUGAUCUCCCUCGCGUGUGUGUCUGAUCUCACGGUUGUAUAUCUUGAUCUGUCCUCAUAUAUAUUUACAUAAGAACAUUAAAAGAUUCCCAACUACGGGA